Molecule: messenger RNA, 429 nt
Organism: Nannospalax galili (Upper Galilee mountains blind mole rat)
Lineage: Eukaryota; Metazoa; Chordata; Mammalia; Rodentia; Spalacidae
Gene: Tmem210
Product: transmembrane protein 210
Exons: 4
Source: RefSeq, a predicted model, not a curated record
AUGGCCCCCUGUCCCCAGCCUGACCCCUGCCCAGCCGGCAGCCCCUUUAGCCUGAUAUGUUUGUCCCUUUUGCUCAUCCCUGUUGCAGCUGGGACCUACUGUGAAUGCAGCCUUGGCCUCAGCCGAGAGGCCCUUAUUGCCCUCAUUGUGGUGCUGGCUGCUGUCAGUGCCAGCUGCUUCUGUGCCCUCAUCAUCGUGGCAAUUGGCGUCUUUCGGGCCAAGGGAGAAACAUGCCCCCAACACAUGGACAACAGGUUGGUGGGGCACUUCGGGGUCCAGGAAGAUUGCGUGGAUCUGCACUCGGUGCACGUGGAGUCCCACCUCAUGGACCCUGACCUGGAGGUAUCCAUGAUGCCAUCCUUGGAGAACCAUGGCCUCAUAUCCAUCCCCAUGGAGGCUUCUCUAGAGGUGCCUCCCCCACCCCCACCC